This is a messenger RNA of Drosophila busckii, 751 nucleotides long. Its product is annotated as attacin-C. NCBI's taxonomy places the organism in Eukaryota, Metazoa, Arthropoda, Insecta, Diptera, Drosophilidae. The transcript has 2 exons. Gene Ontology annotation, cellular component: extracellular region. Gene Ontology annotation, biological process: defense response to bacterium. The record is from RefSeq and is a predicted model, not a curated record. Bases 23 to 751 code for a protein of 242 amino acids.
UCGAAGCAAAUCAGUUUACAGUAUGUGCCAAGUAUUCACCAGCAUCAUUGUCAGCCUGGGGCUCUUGGGCGUCUAUGCAGCAGCCAUGCCGCAACAGGCUUAUGCACAACAUUUGGUCUACUAUCCACCGCCGCCAACAGCAGCGCGCAUACAACGAGCACGACGACAGGUGAUGGGCGGCUCAGUGAGCUCGAAUGCCGCUGGCGGGGCUGAUGCGCGUGUGGCGCUGACCAAGGCGCUAGGCACGCCGGAGCACAAUGUGAUUGGACAGCUGUUUGCCGCGGGCAACACACAAGCCCAGCCCAUUAGCACGCCCGUGACCAGCGGUGCCAGCGUGGCCUACAACAACAACGGACAUGGCCUGGAGCUCAGCAAGACGCACACUGCCGGCGUGCUGGACAGCUUCAAGCAGACGGCAACCGCAAAUCUAUUCAACGAUGGCGUGCAUAAUCUGGACGCCAAGGCAUUCGCCACGCAGAACAAACUGGCCAACGGCUUGGAGUUUCAACGCAAUGGCGCUGCUCUGGAUUACGCGCAUAUAAAUGGACAUGGUGCCACUCUGAGCCACAGCAAUAUACCCGACUUUGGCAAGCAAAUGCAGUUGGAAGGUCGCGCCAAUCUCUGGCAGUCGCUGGAUCGCAAUACGCGCUUGGAUUUGGGAGGCACUGCCUCCAAGUGGAUCAGCGGCCCGCUCAGUGACAAGUCCGACUAUGGAGCCAAUUUGGGUAUUACGCACUUCUUUGGCAUUUAA